Molecule: messenger RNA, 1348 nt
Organism: Alosa alosa (allis shad)
Lineage: Eukaryota; Metazoa; Chordata; Actinopteri; Clupeiformes; Clupeidae
Gene: ufsp1
Product: UFM1-specific peptidase 1 (non-functional)
Exons: 1
Coding region: 220-969 (249 amino acids)
Source: RefSeq, a predicted model, not a curated record
GGCAACACUACCUUCCUUGGCUCGAUUCUUCAACAAAGGGAACCAUGUGCCUGUGUCUCGCACUCACACACUCGGGGAAUGAUUUCAUUGCCGGACAAUCAGUACAACAACUGUGCAGUGCUUUGCAAAACGAUAUGCUGCGCAGCAUAUUUAGGCAGUCGGUAUAGCCUUUUCUGAGCAUCAUAGGGUACUGUCACACAAAUAUUGUGUGUUUGUAGAAUGAGUGACAUGGAGUCAAGUGAACGAGAUGCUAUCGACUGGGGAACAAAAUUAGCAAGUGAGCACCGAGUGUUAGAUAACCUCAAAAGCUGGCCCGAGACAUUGCUGAUGAAUGUCCACGUUGGCUUGCCACAGCCUCUCCCAGUUGAUGCCAAGUGCUCGUUGGCGUCCGGCGAGUGUUUUUACUUCCACUACGGCUGCGAUGGACACGAUGACCGGGGCUGGGGCUGCGGCUACCGCACGGUGCAGACGCUGUGUUCCUGGCUCUGCAGGAGCUGGUCACCUCCGAAGGGGAGCUGCAGAUCCCCGCCGAGUCUUCCUGACAUUCAGCGAGCUCUGGUCACAAUAGGUGACAAACCUGCCACCUUCUCCGGGUCCCGUGAGUGGAUAGGUACGUUCGAGGCAUCUUUGAUGAUGGACUAUUUCUAUGAUGUGGCCUGUCGUAUCGUCCACGUACCGGGUGGGGGCUCGCAGUUGGAAGACGCAGCACAAGACCUCCACCAGCACUUUAGCACCCACGGUUCACCUGUCAUGAUGGGUGGGGAUAGGGACAAUUCUUCUAAGGGUAUUUUGGGAGUAUGCACCGGGACACAGGGGAGCUACUUGCUUGUUAUGGACCCCCAUUACUAUGGACCUCCGCUUGACAGGGAAGAGAUGCAGAGGGGAGGAUGGGUGUCGUGGAAGAAAGUGAGCUCUCUGGAUCGCAGUUCAUUUUACAAUCUCUGCCUUCCUCAGACGGCAGCAAAGUGAGCUCUGCUACCCCUUGAACUGCUUAUAGGCUUAAAUGGGCCUCAGGGUCCAGGUACAGUCUUGAAUCCCCCCUACUCGUUAGUAUAGCUGUCUAGUUGAGAGGGAAGCUUGAGGUUGUCUCCAUCUUGUGGUCAAAUUAGGAUAUAACUAAGUGCAGUUCUUAAACAUUAUCUGAUGACUGCAGAAAGACCGCAGACUGAAACGUAGGCAUGGACUAUAUUUUUUUUGCAAUGGUAAAAAAACAUCAAGAAGGAUCCGGACUGAGUUGGAAGCACGCCAUGUUCAACGCCUUUAUUUAUGAUUACAGUAGUAAUGACAUUUGAAACCACACAUCUUUGGAAUGGGGAAAAAAAUAGAUGACAUGCUUUACUCAAAAUGA